Dreissena polymorpha is the source of this 1784-nucleotide messenger RNA. RefSeq names its product protein ABHD15-like. The record is from RefSeq and is a predicted model, not a curated record. Lineage: Eukaryota; Metazoa; Mollusca; Bivalvia; Myida; Dreissenidae. Gene Ontology annotation, molecular function: monoacylglycerol lipase activity; short-chain carboxylesterase activity. The transcript has a single exon. The coding region runs from base 571 to 1731 and encodes 386 amino acids.
UUGCCGCUGGUGUAAUGUCGACGUUGACACAUAACUAACCUGUCGGAGUUUUACAAAUAUGACCAACCUACCGGAUCGCUGAGGACAGACACGGAUUACUAUAACAGCGGAUAUUGCUUGGUACAGCUGGAUAUUAUUAUGUGUGUAUGUGUUUUUCAGAUAAUUAAACAUGCACAAUAGUUGAAGUUAAGAAGCAUACAUAUUUAAAAGGCAACAACCAGAAACAUGUGUAAAUAAAGAGUCGUGUCCGAUAAUCUAUAUAUUUAAUAUAAAUGAAGUGUAAACAACUACGACAAACAGACCAUUAAAAGCGACAAAGGUUAAUAACACGAUUUAUAUAUUGAAGCUGUCCUUUGUUAUCGUGUUAUCGUGCUACAAUAUACAAAAACAUCCCUUGGGGGAAUAAACAUGAAUUGACAUUUGGAUAGAAUACGCAAAACACAAGCGCAGGUAUAAACAGGUGAUGAAUCGUUCAACAUAUUUAGUUAAGAAAUAGUUAAAUAUUUAUAAAUAAAGAAUCGCGAAAACUAGUUUCUACACGUUUAAGUGCUGUUCCUAUAUACAAGGACAAUGUCGUUGCCUUUUGCAUUUGCAGUGUUUGGGACUUUCUUUAUCAGCGUUAUAUUUUACAUAAAGUCGUUAUUUAAACAGACGUCAGCAAUUCCUCAGCUUCAUUUCAAGGAGUCCGCUUUAGCGUCACAUCUGUUGAAACGGUGCCGUCUAAUGACGCGAAAGUUUGAUCCUCCGUGGUGUGUAAGAAACGCCCACAUUCAGACGAUUAUGCCAUUUUUAAUACCAAGUGCUAAUAUUGAAUUUGAUCGGGAAUAUCUCCAAAUGAAAGACAGAGGCGUGGUUGCGUUGGACUGGGUAACACAUGUUUCUAUUCACAAACGCAAGCGCUGUACAGUGCUUUUAGUUCUUCCUGGACUUACAGCUGACGCCGUUAGUGUUUCACACCUUUGUAGUAUGGCGGCGGAUAAAGGCUACAGACCAAUUGUGUUCAAUCAACGUGGCUUUGGCAAUACUGUCCUUACUACUUCUAAGUUGCUGAGAAACGGCGAUCCAACAGAUCUCAGAGACGUUGUAAAAUUCAUUCACGGACGAUAUCCGAAAGCUUUAGUUACCAUAGUUGGCUUCGGAACCGGCUGUGAACUAUUGUUAUCAUAUCUCGGAGAAUUCGGGUCAUCGGCAAAUGUAUGUGCUGGUGUGUGUAUAUCAGCAUGCUUUGAACGCUCUAAACGUUUUACGAAAAUGACGCAAGGAUUAUAUGACGUGUUAUUUCUUAGCAAAUUGAAACUUAUAUUGUACACACAUUCCAUAUCACUGUCAAAGUAUAUUGAUUUUACGGAACUGCUCAAGUGUUGGACAUUUAAGGAAUUUGAUCACCAUGUUUUUCAUAAAUUUUACAACUUCACAAAUAUUGAAGAAUUCUGGGACAUAUUUCAUCCUUUAAGAGAUGUAGAUGAAAUUGCAGUGCCGCUAUUAUUUGUUAAUAGUCUGGACGACCCGUUCUAUUCCAAAUGUAAAAUUCCAUAUGAGCUGUGCAAGUAUUAUCCACAGUUUCUAAUGGUUGUGACGAAUAAUGGAGGGCAUUGUGGAUUCAGGGACGCGCUCACUGAUGAAAGUUGGGCCGACAGGCUAGCGCUAGACUAUAUCGAUUCUGUGCUAGAAUUUACCAAUCAGGGACAUACAAUUAAGUAUGGCAAAUGUGCGAAACGAUCCACAAUAUAAAAACACGCAUUACAUUUUGAUAAAAUACUGUCCCAUCCUUCUAUGUUUAAUGG